Molecule: messenger RNA, 2333 nt
Organism: Puntigrus tetrazona (Sumatra barb)
Lineage: Eukaryota; Metazoa; Chordata; Actinopteri; Cypriniformes; Cyprinidae
Product: disks large homolog 1-like
Exons: 9
Coding region: 1185-2324 (379 amino acids)
Biological process (GO): chemical synaptic transmission; neurotransmitter receptor localization to postsynaptic specialization membrane
Cellular component (GO): neuron projection; postsynaptic density membrane; neuromuscular junction
Molecular function (GO): protein binding
Source: RefSeq, a predicted model, not a curated record
CACCUUGGAUAGUUUUCGCCGGCACGGAGCCGCCGUCAAUAGGUUUGACUGCGGAGUGUUGCUGUGGUGGAGAUCUGCAGGAAUUCUAGUCUUAUUAACAAAGACGAGGUUAUUUUUACAAUCGCUUUUCUCUUUUUUUCUCUGCCUGUGAAGGCACAGCCUUUUGUCUCCCCCUCACUGAAUCAUACGUAUGUGUGGAAAGAGACUGCAGCGUGUGAAAGCCGAUCUGUGUCAGAAGGAGCAUCCAGACAGCAUGGAAUCGUCAUCUUCUUCUGAACGCGAAGCGCACGCACGCUUCCUGGAUUUACCUUUACCCCUGGAUCUCGCUGGAUCUGUGCCUCUCUCUCCCAUUCGGAGCCGUGAGUAUGUUUGCUAGCACAAAGUUUUCUAAUCAUUAGGUAAUCGUAUCUUUUCCGACAAUGAAGCUUUUAGCCUAAAGUGCGAGGAGGAGGGAAAAAUCAAUAGCUCUGCUGAAAUAGUUUUUGUGGCUCGGCUGGCUCUAAUGAUCAGCCGGAAAACUGGAGUCCUCCGAGUGUGGCCAUGCCUAAGAAGAAAAGGACUACAACAACACCAAUCGUUUCUUUUUUACCAGGGCAGCGCUGUGAAUGCCAGCAUCUAUAUUUAAUGCACAGUGGAAGGCUCGCUUUUGCUUUUAAGAAAGUGAUGUGAUUGAUACCUGCUCGUGGACGAUCUUGUAUCCCCGGUCCAUUUAGAUUAAGAAUCCCUGGAGAACUGUGGGCUUUCGACUGCAACACUUGCCAGUUAAUUGAACCCAUUUCCUGCUUCUUCAGGCUCUUAGGUUCUCCCCCAUGCACAGAGAGCUCCCUGGUCCUUCAUUGAUCCUCUCUCAGGUCUCAGCUCGUCUCGAGCUAGAGUCACAGCCCAGAGUAGCUUGCAUCGCUUGUGGGCAGCUCGAUCACCUCCUCCCUUCUUGCUGCCCACUCCACCUUCCAGCAUGAGACUGCUACACACUUGAUCUCCCAGCUGGUGAGGACAGGAAGGUUGUGAGUUGGCCGACGAAUGGAUUUUGAGCUGUCGCGCUUGCAUUAUUCCGCUGUCGGAUCCGUGAGAGGAUGCUGUAACCUUAUCCAGGUGCACCCUCCCUCUUGUGCCACGCUUCCACUUUCCGAACUGCUUCGGCGCUUGACAGCUGUUGCGGCUCUGUCCUGGCCCCAAGGGCUGUGAUGAACUACAUCUUCGGGAACAACACGCUGUACCCGCGAGGCGGUCGGGCCAACACCGCAUCUGGACAUGCCGCCCCAGGGUCCAAACAGAGGCAGUGGGCCAAGCGGAGCUCCAGUGAGGAACUGCCUUCGUCUUCCUCUCGCUGGCAGCAGCUGCUGGCCUUCUUCACGCGACGCGGUGCCUUCAGCGACUGCAUCACGGCAGGAGCGAGCCAGCAGGCAGAUGUCAUUCCUCCCUCCGCUCCCAUAAUCCCUGUGAUCCCUAUCUCACCCGUCCCAGCCGAGACCACUGCCAUUCCUGCACCCACGUCACAGGCAAGCCCCGCACCGGUGGUGGUGAACACAGAAAGCCUUGACACCUCGCCCUAUGUAAGUCCAUAUGUGAAUGGAACAGAAGCUGAUUAUGAAUAUGAAGAAAUUACACUUGAACGGGGGAACUCAGGCCUGGGUUUCAGUAUUGCAGGCGGUACCGAUAACCCCCACAUCGGCGAGGACCCAAGUAUCUUUAUCACAAAGAUCAUCCCAGGAGGAGCUGCCGCACAGGAUGGCAGACUCAGAGUUAAUGACUGUAUACUGCGGGUAAAUGAUGUAGACGUGAGAGACGUAACUCACAGCAAUGCUGUGGAGGCACUCAAGGAGGCGGGCUGCAUUGUCAGACUGUAUGUCAGAAGAAGAAAAGCUGUCACAGAAAAAAUCAUGGAUGUAAAGCUGGUAAAAGGUCCAAAAGGUCUAGGUUUCAGUAUAGCCGGAGGAGUUGGAAACCAACAUAUUCCUGGGGACAACAGUAUUUAUAUCACCAAAAUCAUUGAGGGAGGAGCGGCCCACAAAGAUGGACGGCUACAGAUUGGAGAUAAACUCAUGGCUGUGAAUGCUGUUUGCCUUGAAGAGGUCACUCAUGAAGAUGCCGUGGCUGCCUUGAAAAACACCCCUGAUGUCGUCUAUUUAAAAGUGGCAAAACCCACUAGUGUCUUUAUGAAUGAUAGUUACGUUCCUCCCGAUGUCACCAGCUCCUAUUCCCAGCACAUGGAGAACCAUAUCAGCACCCAAAGCUAUCUGAGUCAGCCGUUAACCCCCGCCACCCCAUCUCGGUACUCUCCUAUCUCAAAAGGCAUGCUGGGAGAUGAUGAGAUCACAAGGUGAGCCUUUGCC